AGCCUGAACCAGGACAAAACACGCCGAGACCGACAGACACAAAGCCAGGGGGUCCACGCUGGCGCUGGAGGCGAGCCUGGUCAGCCGCGAGCGAGCCCGGGGCGCUGCGGGGCACGGGGCGCGGGGCCGCUAGCGGGCGCGGGACGGGCGCGGCGCCCCGGCGCGGGCAGUGCCCUCGAACCGGGGCGGGGCACCUCGGCUGCUCGGGCCGCGGCGGCGGGGACCAUGCCGGGGAAAGUCUCCUGAGCCCGGCGACCUCGCUCCUCCCCGCUGCCCUCUGCGCGGCCCUCCCCAUGUGCAGCCGGCCGGCCGGGCUCUCCUCCUCGCGGCGGAUGGGUGACCUUUUCCUGGCACGGGCAGGCUGUGCGAGGCGGCGGAGCCGGCGAUGAAGAAGAAGCAGCAGCAUCCCGGCGGCGGCGCGGAUCCCUGGCCCCAUGGGGCCCCUCUGGGGGGUGCGCCUCCGGGCCCGGGCAGCUGGAAGCGCCGGGUGCCCCUGCUGCCUUUCCUGCGCUUCUCCCUCCGGGACUACGGUUUCUGCAUGGCCACCCUGCUGGUCUUCUGCCUGGGCUCCCUCUUCUAUCAGCUCAGCGGGGGACCCCCUCGCUUCCUGCUUGACCUGCGGCAGUAUUUGGGAAAUUCCACAUACUUAGAUGACCACGGGCCACCUCCUAGUAAGGUGCUACCCUUCCCGAGCCAGGUGGUAUACAACAGAGUAGGCAAGUGUGGGAGCCGCACUGUGGUCUUGCUUCUGAGAAUCUUGUCAGAGAAGCACGGAUUUAAUUUGGUCACAUCAGACAUUCACAACAAAACCAGGCUUACUAAAAAUGAACAAAUGGAACUGAUUAAAAAUAUAAGUACUGCCGAACAGCCCUAUUUAUUCACCCGACAUGUUCAUUUCCUCAACUUUUCAAGGUUUGGAGGAGACCAGCCUGUCUACAUCAACAUCAUUAGAGACCCCGUCAACCGGUUUCUAUCUAACUAUUUUUUCCGUCGCUUUGGAGACUGGAGAGGGGAACAGAAUCACAUGAUCCGCACACCCAGCAUGCGGCAAGAGGAGCGCUAUCUGGAUAUCAAUGAGUGUAUCCUUGAAAACUAUCCUGAGUGCUCCAACCCCCGGUUAUUUUACAUCAUUCCGUAUUUUUGUGGACAGCAUCCCAGAUGCAGGGAGCCUGGUGAGUGGGCCCUUGAAAGAGCAAAGCUGAACGUGAAUGAAAACUUCCUGCUGGUGGGGAUUCUUGAAGAGUUGGAAGAUGUGCUGCUUUUACUGGAAAGAUUUUUACCUCAUUACUUCAAGGGCGUGCUCAGUAUCUACAAAGACCCAGAACAUAGGAAACUCGGAAACAUGACUGUCACAGUGAAGAAGACUGUCCCGUCUCCCGAGGCCGUGCAGAUCCUCUAUCAGCGCAUGAGAUACGAGUAUGAAUUCUACCACUACGUCAGCGAGCAGUUCCACCGGCUAAAGCGCAAGUUUGGACUGAAGUCUCCCAUGGGCAAGGCCCCCCCGAGGCCGCACUUCUUUAUCCCAACACCACUGGAAACCGAGGAGCCAAUCGAUGAUGAGGAACAAGAUGAUGAAAAGUGGCUGGAAGAUAUUUAUAAGAGGUGAUGCCAGCGCUGUGUGGCCUCCAUGGCUCUUAUCUCCCGUUUCCAGAAAAUUCUUUGUUUGGGGAAGAAAAAUCCUUAAGGGACUAAAUUAAUGCUUGGGUGCAUUAAAAGAGCAAAACAUUCCCACAUGUUGGGGGUCAUUGGGAGACGCCCGAUUUUGCGGGUUUUAAUUUUAUUCUGUGUUUUUUGCUUGGCUCCUUGGGUCUUUCCCAGGUAUAUCACAAGGCAUCUCAUCAUAAAACAGCUUCCCCCCCUUCUCGGGUAUGAUGAGAGAAAAGAGAGAAAUAUAGUCCAUAGCCCAAUAACUUAUCAUUUAUAAAAUGCUUACAAAAAUAUUACCUCAGUGGUAGGCGACACCCAGACUUGUAUAUUUGGGUAGAAAUACAAAACCACUCCAGAGACCAGGGAAUCUACUCUGGAAGGGUCUAAGAGGAGAAGGUAAGGCAGGUUAGAACACCGAAGGGAUGAUGUCCCUGGUUAAGUGGUUUCUGCCCACGUGGGUGGAAUUCUGCCUCUGGUCCAUCUCAGGGGACACUGUCACCAAGAGUAGCGUACUUAUCUCUGAAAGAGCAAGUUGGCUUGUGCCACGUCACCUACCAGUCCAGACCCAGAGUUACCUUUCAAGGUCAAAGUGCAUGGCAGACUCCACUGAGACCCUGCACUUCCAAGCUCCAUGCUGGGAGAUAUCAAAGUAGCAAAGCAGGGAAAGGAAUUCAUUUGCUGUGUAAAGAAGGAUGUAGGUAAGACGGAUGAAAUCUGAAGGUCAUGUGGUCAGGAAUCAUGCUUAUUUCCUUUGCAUCAAUAUGAAACAUCCUUCUCCCUAACAUUGAUUUAAAUGGAAAUCCCAGGAACCAAUUUAGUCUAGCGUUCGACUCUUGUGGCAAAAGUUCAAAGCCUGACCAUAGACUAUGCAUAAUUCAUCAGACACAUCCCUGGCCAGCUUUGGCAGCUUAGAACCUGGUAGGGUGUGCUAUAAUACCUUCUUGUCCCCUGAGAGAUACUCUGCUUUUAGGAAAAAACGGUCCUGAGUUCUAUGCAGGGAGCAGAACUAGAGACCCAUUUCUUACAGAACAUGCUCACUCCAGAGAAUCCUCACAAGGGAUGUCAUAACCCAAGAAGCAUCUCUUCUGGCUAAGAGAUGCUUAGCCAGCUUUGUGAGUAGGUGGCUUCCAUGUAUGACCUGAGCAAUUCCAUUCCGCUGGAAUGAGUGGAAGGAAGUAUCUCCACCUCCCACCCCACCGGCCCCCUGCCACCUAUCAAUAAGCUUUGGUCCAGUCAUUAGAAAUGCCUUCCUAUGAAUUCUGAGAUGUUUUCUCCUGAAAAUGCACAUUCUGGGAAGCCGGGUGCUGUGGCGUUGGAUACUUGUGACAGAUUUUGUCUAGUUCAUAUUUUCCCCUAGAGCCAACCCUUCAAGAGCACCAGCAAAGCAUGAGCCAGAAAUGCUUAAAAUAAGACCCCGGCUUUACAAGCUACACAUUUUCUACUUUUCAGAAACUAACAGGUCUCUCUAGCAUUUUUUCUUCCUUCCCUAAAAUUGGACAUUACCCAAGAUACAAAGCGAGUCAUUUGGAACCUGCCAACCAUGCUCUAAAGCUACUUUAUCCUGAGAUGUUUGUAUUAAGAAGGGUCCAGCCCACAGGAGUCCAGUGAAGGUGGAGACCCCAGAGGCAGAGUCUACCACUUGGCCACUCGGGGACCUCCUUUUUGCCUCAGAGGACUGGGGCAGGGAAGUGAUUAAGGGCAGUGUUCUUGGGGGGGGGGAAUAUCCUUUGUCCUAUCCACAGAGACCAGGGCCCUCCCAUUGGGCAUACUUUAAAAAGUAACCUGGAAAACAGCUUAUCACAGUCAAAACAAGAACAAGAACCGCUGCCUGGUACACUGUGAGUCAUUUCUGUGAAAUUAUGUAUAGAGAGUGAUGAUUCGUUUACAUGCUGUGUAAGCUCACAGUCUGAAAAUAAAGUUGAGUUGGCUGUUUUCUCUGCUGCUGUCAGAACAGGACAGUCGAUCUUUUGAAAAAACCACCCCCUUACUGCAAGUUCACCUGGGCACUUCUACUGGUAUGUUCAAAGGCAUUUGGUUUCAGCAGUGACCAUUAUAAUCUCCCAACAGAAGAUGAUGACAGACUCACUUGCAGGGCCUUAACGAUGUUUUUUCCCCAAAAACAGCCCCUAGGUCCUGAAAGUCAAGCCCUUCAUCAAUUCAUUUCACACACAUGACAACGUUUUUUUGGCUCUGGGCCCAACACAGUUUGUACUUCAUGAAAUAUAUUGUACAUUUUACAUAGUUUAAUUUAAAAAAAAUACCUUUUAAGCUAGUUGAUCUUUGACUGCCUUAUUUAUUAUAACCUUUCAGCACAUUCCAAGGUUUUAGUUACUCAGGAAGGAGUUAAUUAAAAUGAUUUUAUUUUGGUCUGAUGGAUGUUUUUUAAAAGGAAAAUUAUUAUUAUGAACCUUCAGCCUACUUUCCUUGAGUGCCGUAAAAGUGCUUGUAAAUCUUUUUUUUUUUUUUAACGAACAGAGAAAAAAGUGUUUGACAUUGAUGGAAAUUCAAAAAUAUAUAUGGAUCUGAAACAUUAGCUUAGCUAAAAUAAAAGCAAUCUGUGUUUGA
This is a messenger RNA of Nycticebus coucang (slow loris), 4212 nucleotides long. It is a transcript of the gene UST, whose product is annotated as uronyl 2-sulfotransferase. Gene Ontology annotation, cellular component: membrane. The coding region runs from base 386 to 1606 and encodes 406 amino acids. Lineage: Eukaryota; Metazoa; Chordata; Mammalia; Primates; Lorisidae. The record is from RefSeq and is a predicted model, not a curated record. The transcript is spliced from 8 exons. Gene Ontology annotation, molecular function: sulfotransferase activity.